This is a messenger RNA of Diaporthe citri, 546 nucleotides long. RefSeq lists its product as uncharacterized. The coding region runs from base 1 to 546 and encodes 181 amino acids. The record is from RefSeq and is a predicted model, not a curated record. Lineage: Eukaryota; Fungi; Ascomycota; Sordariomycetes; Diaporthales; Diaporthaceae. The transcript has a single exon.
AUGAACAACCUUCGUGAAAUUGUGGAGAAGGGUGCCAUCGACCUCAACAAAGUUCUCCAGCCGCUGCAAGAACAAGACGACAGGAUCAGGCAGCAAAUGGACCAGAACAGCAACGUGGUAGAAAACCUGGCCCAUCUGGGAGCUCGAGAUGCUCUCAUCCAACCUCGAAAGGAGGAGAUUUCCAGACAAAAGGAACUGGUCGAGGCAGCGACUUCCAAGUGUGAACCAGAGGGCAAGACUAAGGAACUGGUGAUAGCCUUCUUCUAUCUCGUCCACACCCUACAAUCGGACUGCCGCAAACUUGGAGAAGACAUACUAAAAUGGGACGGGAUUUUCAAUGCGAUCGACUCCCUGGAGAAGCAGAAGAAACAGCUGAUUAAAGAAGAGUGCGACAGGGCCGAGGAAAUCUUGGAGAUGAAGGUCAAGGACGACAGGCGGAAGGACCUUCUCAAGCUUGCGUGGAAUGUCAUGGCCGACGAGAUCAAAUCCGGCCGCAAAGAUCACAGCCUGAGUGCUUCUGAGGGAGAUUCGACAGGCAUUCACUGA